Molecule: messenger RNA, 4696 nt
Organism: Galleria mellonella (greater wax moth)
Lineage: Eukaryota; Metazoa; Arthropoda; Insecta; Lepidoptera; Pyralidae
Product: 7SK snRNA methylphosphate capping enzyme bin3-like
Exons: 5
Coding region: 373-2724 (783 amino acids)
Biological process (GO): snRNA modification
Molecular function (GO): RNA methyltransferase activity; O-methyltransferase activity; snRNA binding
Source: RefSeq, a predicted model, not a curated record
UCCAAUCAAAUCUAAGUGUUAUGUCCUACGUCUAGUGUGAUCUAAAAAAAAUAUUAUAGAUGGCCGUUUUCAUAGCCGUCUCAUUGUACUUUGUGUGAUCUUGCGACUAGAAAUUUAUGUGAAUUUUAUCGUUUUUGCAUUACAUUGAAGUUAAAAAGUGUUUCUUCUCAGUAAACGUUUUGUAUUUGAUAAUACUGACAAUUAUAUAUUCUAUUUUACUCCAUUGAUAACAUAAAUAAACAGAAUUAAUAACCUGUUUACCACCAUUGACGGAUGUCCUUGCACAUUUUGCAAUAGACGAAGUGGCGGUAAAUUCGAUAUUUGAAAUCUUGUAGUUUAUAAUGUAGAUAUUCUUUAAUUUAAUCUUACGCAAUGGGUAGUCCGGAAGAAAGUCAGUUAGCUUGUGACAAUAAAAGUGAAGUAGAGACGGUAGAAAAUGAAACAGGUGGUGAAAUUUCUGAGAAUGAGGUGGCCGAUUCGUCAGCUUCCUCAUUGAAUAUAUCAGCUUGUCAGGAUGCUAAUAUUUCCAAGGAAGAUGGCAGUGGUGCUGGUAGUACAAAAAAGGUGAAAAAGAAAUCACGACAUGGAAAGAAGAGUCAUGUGCCACCUAAGGAUAAUGCUGAUCGAAGUACUGUGCGCAGGGUCCAUUACACAGCCACUAAAUUUAAACAAGCCAGAAAAAGAGCCCAAACUUUUCCGAGUAUUUCAAAAUUUUUUCUGCCUCAUAAAAGGCCACGUAAGGAUGCUUUUAUACCACCAACAAAAUUUCUUCUUGGAGGGAAUAUCUCAGAUCCAUUGAAUCUAAAUAGCUUACAAGAUGAAGAUAUCAAUCGAGCCAUGAAUGCUGUGACUCCAGAGUCAUCCCCACUACCUACACCUCCUAGGCACAAAGCUAAAAUUGAUGUCAUUAUUCCUCCUAAUAUUCGAGACCCUCUUAAUUUAAUGGAGCCGGUGGAUAAUGAGGAAUAUGAAAAGCGGUUAGAAAUGCAACAGCGGAAACCGCGCAAAAAAGCUAGGAUUAGGAGACGUACAACUGACCAUGUGUCUCCUUCUAAAGAGGCACCUGUAGAAAAAGUUGAAGGUAUUAAGGAACCUCUUCCUCCUGAGGCAUCAACAUCAAAAUCACGGAAAAGGUCAUGUAGUGAUAGUGAUAAUUCAUCACAGAAAGUCAAGGAUAGUAAGAAGUUGCGCCGUAUGGAUUCAUUAGAUAAAAUUGUGAGUCCAGUGGUACCUCAGCCUGGUGCAUGGAUGAGAGCAAGACCCCAGCCACGUGCAGUUCCUCCUGAAAGACCAGUAUCUCCACAUCGUACUAAAUUAAAAAGCAUAUCAGAAGGAGAAAGGAAGUUGCCCACAUUUCAUCCAAAAAAUUCACGCUAUCAGUAUGGAAAUUAUGAUAGGUAUUACGGCUACCGAAAUUUAAAUGCCAUGAUGGAUGUCCGCCUGCAGGUGUUUGAGAUGCAUAAGCAUUUAUUUCAAAACAAAGAUGUACUGGACAUUGGGUGUAAUGUUGGUCAUAUCUCUACUGCUGUAGCACGCACACUUGGCGCUCGAUCUGUCAUUGGUAUAGAUAUAGACCCUGUGCUCAUUGGCAGAGCAAGAAAAAAUCUUCAGUCUUUCAUACCAGUUCCAUUAGAACCAGUCAAGGAAGAUGAUAAGAAGAUUGAUAUGGAUGAUGACAAAAAAUCAGAGUGUGAUAAGUGUAAAGAAGAGAAAUGUGAUGAUUGCAACCUAGAUCAUAGCAAACAAGAGCAAGAUAAAGGAGAAGAUUCUAAGAAAAUGGGACGAAAAUUCAGGAGGCCAAGGAAAAAUCGGAAGGCUAUAAACAGACAAGAACCUGGGAAAUGCUUCUUUCCUAUGUCAAUGUCGAUGUUGUACGGGCCUCUCGGUGAUCCAGCGGCGGACCUGUCACCACCCACUUUCCCAUACAAUGUUACAUUCAAGCAGGGCAACUACGUGCCACGCGAAGAUGUAGCAGUGGGUUCUGGCGAGAGCCCGCAGUUUGAUUUGAUAUUGUGCCUAUCUACUACUAAGUGGUUGCACCUUAACUGGGGAGAUGCUGGCCUCAAGCGCGCCUUCCGACGUAUGUUCGCCGAUCUGCGCCCCGGUGGAAAACUCGUGCUAGAAGCGCAGAAUUGGGCUAGCUAUAAGAAGAAAAAGCGUUUAACGCCUACAAUUUACGAAAACUUCAAUGCCAUAGAAUUGUUCCCGAAUAAGUUCCGCGAGUACUUGCUGUCACCGGAAGUAGGAUUCAGCAAGUGCUGUAUACUGGGUGUGCCGCAGCACGCCAGCAAGGGCUUCCGACGUCCUAUACAACUGUACAUUAAGGGAGACUUCACGCCCAGCAAGGCACGGUGGUCAGAUGCGUAUGCACCAUCCUCCCACCACCGGCAGGAGGCCGAGUCCCCGCGGCGGACUGUGUACGCUCCAAUGGCGUCGGCGUACCGUCCUAGUGACGAUGCACCCUCUUGUGGUGCAGCCACGCCUUACUCGCCUAACUUGGACUGUUGUGCUGACGAUUCCCCAUUCUACAAUCCAAGAAGUGAUUCCUAUGCGCCGUCGUAUCAACCGCCGCGGCCGACGGUAUACGCGACGCUACCAUCGCCUUUGGGGAGUGCAUCGCCAGCGGCUUCCCCCGCCGCCUCCCCCGCACCUCACGCAUCCCCCGCGCCGGACCCUAUGUCGGCUCGCGGUUUUCCUGAGCCCCAGCGUCCGUACGAUGAUUGAGAGCCGCCAAGCGGUCCUUCUGUAGGCGAAUUUACAAAAACUAUAUUAUUUGAGCCAUGGUUUAGAUUUAGAUGAGCUUUUGUCCAUGUAAAUCUUUUGAUAGUAUUUAAUCUAUUUAUAGUAAAGAAUUUUAUUGAAAUAGCAACUAAACUUUGUUGGUUAAAACCAAUCUCGGUUCACUUAGUUCAUUUAUUACAUCUACUGGGUGAGUUUUACAGUAUUCCAAUACGUUCACGCAUUCUUUUUUUUUUACAAAGAUAUUUUAAAAAAGAACUACGUGCAUUUAUUGAAGCUAUUCUCUUUCAGUAUUUUUUUAUUGACUUGGCUGAAAUUAAAAUUACUAGACAGUUUUAUAAAAUUUUUAGUUUCUUCCAAACCCAUUGUUGACAUGUAGCUCGAUAGAUUUUUUAAAAUCAUAUGUAGUAGAAUAUAUUAAAAUAAAUAAAAUUAUAAAUUUUUGACGCAUGAUUAUUCUAAAGGCCGGAUGAAUAUUUGUGUAGUCAAAUGAAUGCCAAUGCAAAUUAGUUAUUAUAGGUGCUAUACUUUAUGCUUGUUAAGUACUGUAUUGAGUAUGCAUGUUUACAAUAUAAUUGUUUGUUUUUUAUAAGAAUACAAUUUAUAUAUAUAAAUAUAUAUUAUAAUGAACCCAGCAUGAUUUAAAGUUCUUCUUGUUUAACUGUUCAAAUUGCGAUGUAAAUGAUUAUGAAUUUAAUGUUUCUUGAAUUAGUUUAAGAGCGUUCACAACUUGCUUGCGAAGUGUAGCUACGUCGCUUUUAUUUAUUUAUUUAUUUUUUAUUGCACAAUAAAACUUUGUACAAGUGGCGAGCAUAAUGCCAUAUGGCAUUCUCUAUCAGCUAACCAUUAGGUAAAAACAGAAAGCGUAUGAAGGGCAGAUAUGGUGAAAACUAUCUGUUAAUAAAAACAAUUUUACAAGCGAACUCUAAAACUAAUCAUGCAGUAAUAUUUUUAUAAAGUUGCCACUGAAAACUUAAAUUUUGAUUUAUAUGCGCUGUUUAAAUAAUUAAUCUGAAGUAUUGAAAAAUGUUCAAUUCUUUUUGAAAAGUAAAAUAAAUACGACGUUGCCAUAUUUCGUUAAGCUAAAGUAUAAACGCUAUUACUGUUUCUUCAUAAAUCGAAGAAAAGUACAAAUCUCUGUGAAAUAACAAUGGCCUCAUUUAAUUAGAAGGCUUCGGUUGGCGUCUUGUUCUCUUAAAUUCAUAUUUUUAGAAUUACUUGGCUUCACUCGUCCUUCCAGUAUUUUUCUGGUCUCUAUAGUAAUGUACUGGAACUAGUUCAUUUUGAUUGUAUACAGUAUAAAGCUAAUUUGACUAGGGUUUUUUUACAAACUGAGUGAAAAUUGAUAUUAACUAAAUAAGACUAGCAUUUGUAUUAUAGUUAAUUAUCUGUCCUAUACCAUGUUUUUUCAUUCAAAUUUUUUACUAAACUAGAUAUUGAUAAGCAAAGAUUUACAUGAAACAAAGCUCAUUUAUUACAGAGUAACUCAUGACUGAAGUAGUAGCUUUUGUAAUUACGCCUCUCAUCAUGGACCACUGUUGGAAUGAGUGGACGUGCCUUUAGCAUUUACGAUGCACGUAUGUUGAUACGACUAUUUGAUGGUGUUCUAUAAAGUUGGAGUUCGUUAUACUUGGCUGGUCGGGAAUAGGCGAACGCCACCUUUUAAAAAUAAAUUAAACCUGUGAUCUAGAUAGCGUCGGAUCUAUGUACGUGCCUUUUUAAUAUGUGUUGGUGUUAAAUGGUUUCACCACUUUCGUUGGUAGGGCGGGUAUCACUUCAGUAUAAGCGUGGAUCAUGAAAUGGUCACAGUGAUUCCCGAUUUAAAGCACGUCUCGUCAUUUCUGAGUUCCAUGUCUCCCGCCUUUUUUUUAAUGUAAAUAUUGGUUUAGAACCAUAGGAUUAUGUUUCUUAUAGGCUGAAUGUAUUUUAUAAUAUUAUACUCGCCCAUUAAUCUAAU